Hydractinia symbiolongicarpus is the source of this 994-nucleotide messenger RNA. RefSeq lists its product as uncharacterized. The record is from RefSeq and is a predicted model, not a curated record. Bases 16 to 981 code for a protein of 321 amino acids. The transcript is spliced from 4 exons. NCBI's taxonomy places the organism in Eukaryota, Metazoa, Cnidaria, Hydrozoa, Anthoathecata, Hydractiniidae.
UCACUUUGUGAAAAAAUGAUGAGCCUGCGAAGAUUGGUACAUGACGUAUUUUUACAAACGAAACACACAAAACAAAAAUGGUUCUCCAGUGUUUCGAGUGUAUCCACUUUGGUUGGCGAUGCGCAAAUCCAAGAGUAUAAUGACAAUGGCGCUAUAUGCAUUCGCGGAGCAUUCGAUGAAAAGUGGUUAAAAUUAAUCGAAAAAGGAUUGGAGAAAAAUCUACGAACUCCAAGUAAAUACAAUGAUUGGCUGACUGAUGACAAUGGAAAAGGCUUAUUUUUCAAUGAUUAUUACAACUACACAAAAAUUCCAGAAUAUUUAGAAUAUGUGCUGUGUUCCCCAGCUGCUGAAAUUGCAGGACGUUUGAUGCAAUCCAAGAAAAGCAUAUUCUUUUAUGAACACAUGUUUUAUAAAGAAGCUGCUUCUACCAAAGAAACACCGUGGCAUCAUGAUCAGGCGUAUUAUCCUAUCGAUGGAAACCAGAAUUGUUCAGUAUGGAUGCCUACAACAAAAAUACAAAAAGAAUCCAGCUUAAAAUUCAUUCAAGGUUCACACAAAUUGAAAAAGUAUUUUAUCCCUCGUCUUUUUGCAAGCAAUCAAAACUACGAGAUGAGAUCACCAAACUCGUCGCCACAGGGAGUCCCAAGUAAUUUUGAGAAAGAGGCUGUCACAGACACUGCCUACAGAGAGUGUGACAUUGAAGAAAUCAUUCAAAAUAUCCAGGAUUAUAAAAUACUUCAAUGGGAGCUGGAGCCUGGAGAUUGCAUUGUAUUUAAUAUGAAGACCAUACACGGAACAGAAAAAUCCUUCAACCCUGAUAAACGUAUUGUCAUGGCAACAAGAUGGUUAGGUGACGACGCGAUAUACACUCGACGACGUUGGCCAACUUCUCCGUCUGAAACGCUUUUACCAAAAAGUUUGAAAGUUGGUUGUAGGUUAGCUGAGAGUAAAGAAUUUCUUGUUCCAUGGAAGAGAGAAUGAAUUGAUGAGUGGU